CGCAGAUAGUUCACCUAUAUCUUCACCUACUUUUCAGGACUCGUUGUCGCGCCAAACCCGGAAAUCAACAACAACAACAACAACCACAAGAAGCAACUCCUGCCUGCCACGUUCACAUACACACGCACAUGCACACGCACGCACAGACACGCACACACGCGCCUUCCGCAUCCCUGAGACACCUUCACCACCACGAGGAUGAACUCACGCCUUCGCGAGCUGGAGGACCGCCGUCGUCAACUCGAGAACAACCUGGAGGAGUUGGACAUUCAGAUUGCCAACUAUGAGACGACGUUUCUGAAUGAAUCGCCUUAUGGAAACGCAGUCCUCGGCUUCACCUCGACCCUGCAAAGCCCAAAGGAGAUUACACCAGACCAGCGCAUCUUCUCGUCCUCCUCCAAAUGGAACAAGCUGUCCACACCUUCAUCGGUGGUGCCAGUGCCGCCACCGAGCACGACGGGCAGAGGAAAGGGCAAAGGCAAAGGCGAAGGGAAGGGGAUAGUUGAGGAGGAAAGGAAGGAGGAGGAGCAAGGCAGAGGCAGAGGCAGAGGCAAAGGGAAGGGGAAGGGGAAGGGACAAGGGAAGGGAAAAGGAAAGGGAAAAGGGAAGAGCGAAUGACACGUGGCAAGAGAAGGCAAUGCGUGCAAUGUGACUGUGUCGCCACCUGAGCGCUUAAUUAUACCUGGUCUAACUGACACGUAGCUUGUGUUUUGUGUGAGCAUGUGUGUGUGUGUUGUGCUUUUUGUACACACGCGAUGAUGCCGUUGCAUGAUCAGGGUCGCCAUAGUUUGGCACUCAAUAUAUUGUACAUUGCUAGGCGACAACAGCGUCAUGUCACAGCCAAACAA
Messenger RNA from Salpingoeca rosetta, 848 nucleotides. RefSeq lists its product as uncharacterized. Bases 199 to 618 code for a protein of 139 amino acids. The transcript has 5 exons. Gene Ontology annotation, cellular component: histone acetyltransferase complex. Lineage: Eukaryota; Choanoflagellata; Craspedida; Salpingoecidae. The record is from RefSeq and is a predicted model, not a curated record.